Capronia epimyces CBS 606.96 is the source of this 1053-nucleotide messenger RNA. RefSeq lists its product as uncharacterized. The transcript has a single exon. The record is from RefSeq and is a predicted model, not a curated record. Bases 1 to 1053 code for a protein of 350 amino acids. Gene Ontology annotation, molecular function: hydrolase activity. Lineage: Eukaryota; Fungi; Ascomycota; Eurotiomycetes; Chaetothyriales; Herpotrichiellaceae.
AUGUCCAUCCCUUUCGUUGGUCCCCCUCCGCACGUUUCCUUUGCAGAAUAUCUGAACAAGCUCCAGGUUGUGAAAUCCGGCAGACUCCCCAUCCCGAAGCUUGACCUGUCCUCGAUCGCCGAGGCAGUUACCCAGCUCCGUACCCUUGAAACUCGCUGGCCUCGACCACCCCCCGUGCCAGAAGUCACAGAAUCAAACAGGAAGUUCACGACCCGCGACGGUGCCGAGCUCGAUCUUUUCGUCUUCCAACCGGCCAGUCCUACAUGGGAGCCGAUUCCCUUGGUCAUCUUCUUCCACGGAGGCGGCGGUGUCAUUGGCACGGCGUACUCGGUCGCCCCCCUGGCGAGAGAACUCGUGCUCGCGCACGGCUGUGUGGUGAUCAGUCCGCAGUACCGCCUGGCACCCGACUAUGUGUUCCCCACUGGGGCAAACGACGGCUGGGACGCCUUCGUAUACAUCUCGACUCGCGCAUCCGACUUCUCCGCCGACGCGUCCGCAGGCCUGAUCGUCGGCGGCGUAAGCCACGGCGCCGUGCUGACGAGCUUGAUCGCCCUACAAGCAAAAGAAACGAGUCACAGUCCCCAAAUCUCGGGUCUAUAUUACUCAGCAGGGGCAUUCAUCGCGAACCCAGAAACCAUCCCGGACCAGUAUCGAACACAAUACCUCUCGCGCACCGACGAGCGGUGCAUCAACGCUCCAAUACUCAACGCCGAUACCAAAACACUCUUCGACCGGGCGUACAACGCAGAUGUAUCUUCGCCUCUCUACCGGGCCUUCAACACAGAACCGCUGUCGAAACACGCCCACGUCGCGCCCAAGGCGUAUUUCCAGGUCUGCGGCUCGGACAUUUUGCGUGAUGAUGGCUUGAUCUAUGAGCAGGUCCUGAAGGAGCGUGGAGUGGAAACUCUGCUCGACGUGUAUCCGGGCACACCGCACAUCUUCUGGAGUGUCUUUAGGACGAUCAAACAGGCGGCCAAGUGGAAAGCUGACACCAACAAAGGGGUUGGCUGGUUGCUCGGACGCGAGAGUGACAAGGACGAAAGAAAGUUGUAA